Lachancea sp. 'fantastica' is the source of this 1053-nucleotide messenger RNA. Lineage: Eukaryota; Fungi; Ascomycota; Saccharomycetes; Saccharomycetales; Saccharomycetaceae. The record is from the annotation of a GenBank genome assembly.
AUGGAGGCUAAAUCACCAUCAAAAGAGAGCUUGUCAUCGUCUCCGUUGCCCGCAAUCAAAGCAUCGAUGAGCAAAUUCCGCGCAGAGUUUGAGCUGAUGCUGGCGUUUAUCUUCUUUUCAAUUUUGGGAAACUACUCAAGGAUGGGUCUCAUCCAACUUACCAACUAUUCGGGUGCAUACGUACGGGGCCCUACAGUGCUCUGGGCUAACAUCGGAGCCUGUUUUGUCAUGGGUUUGAUGCAGGAAAUGAAAAUAUUCAAGCUUUUUUCGCCCCUGCUUUUCACCGCUCUAACCACCGCAUACUGCGGGAGUGUCUCGUCGUUUUCGAGUUUGAUGAUCGAGCUUUUUACAAACGCUGCAAAUGUUUCUUCGGCCCGUGUUCCGUCAGGAUUGCCUAAUCGUGCAUACGGUAUUAUGCAGUUUCUUGCGGUCCUACUGACACAGCUGCUGACCUCUAUUAGUAGCCAUGUUUUUGGACUUUUGGUGGCCAGAGAGUUUGCACCAUACUUCUUGGACGAAGACGAGGAAAAGACACCACCAGCUGUCAAUCGUAUUCGCAAUAUCACCGAUGCCAUCACCAAAAUUGUUUUAGUACUCUCAGUUCCGGUGUUGAUUGUGCAAAUCGUCCUGGCCGGUGUCUACGAUAACUUCUCCCGUUCUUGGACACUGUCUGCCAUUUUCGCCUUCCCAGGUGCCGUGCUGCGGUAUUUUCUGUCGAAACAGCUCAACCACCGCAUCAAGCACUUCCCCAUGGGUACUUUUGCGGCCAAUGUCCUUGGAACUCUAGUACUAGCGGUGAUUACGCUCGUCACCAAGGGGAAACGUUCUGAUGAUUCAGCUAUAAUUCAUUCCAAAACUGCGGAAACCGUGGUGAUAGCGCUUGGGAAUGGAUUCUGCGGUGGUCUGACCACAGUGAGUACCUUUAUCAACGAAUGUCAGAUUCUGCCGUUCCGUCGAACAAUGAUAUACUAUUUUGUCUCGAUAUUCGUGUCGUUCAGCCUUGUCGUUGUGAUACUGGGUUCUUAUACCUGGACUAAAGGUCUCCAAGCUUAA